CUUUUUUUGAGCCUCCGCGUUCCGGCUGGCCCUUCUGCGUGCGACACGCUGCUUUUACUCUCUCUCUCUCUCUUUUCCUCUUGUGAAACGUUCAAUAGAAGCACUCUUUUCUCCUCCAUGUCUUCAGCACUAAGCGAUUUUAACGCGGCCUCGCCACUAAGUACGCCCAUUCCACCGAGCGUUUUCCCCUUUUUGGCGCUCAUCUUUCUGUCCGCAGGACUCUUGCAUGGCGGGAUCUUUGUCGUACAAGGCAAAAACACGUCUCUCUUCAUACAAUUUCAAACGUCUGUUCUGGCAUCCAUAUUUCUUGGUUUUGGUGCUGUUUUUACGUCAGUCUCAGUCGGCGUCUAUGUCUAACAGGGACAAUAAAAGAAGAGAAUGUUGUUCUUUCUAUAUCGCAUAUUCAAGCAGGAAAGAAAAAAAGGGGGGGGGUUGGUUGAGGAAUUGGAGAAAGAGAGAGAGAGAGAGAGAGAAAGAGGGGCGUGUUUAGAGAUGGCACCAUCAAGUCAGACG
Molecule: messenger RNA, 513 nt
Organism: Zychaea mexicana
Lineage: Eukaryota; Fungi; Mucoromycota; Mucoromycetes; Mucorales; Lichtheimiaceae
Exons: 3
Coding region: 118-357 (79 amino acids)
Biological process (GO): protein N-linked glycosylation
Source: RefSeq, a predicted model, not a curated record